Molecule: messenger RNA, 3732 nt
Organism: Jaculus jaculus (lesser Egyptian jerboa)
Lineage: Eukaryota; Metazoa; Chordata; Mammalia; Rodentia; Dipodidae
Gene: Stc1
Product: stanniocalcin 1
Exons: 4
Coding region: 158-901 (247 amino acids)
Biological process (GO): intracellular calcium ion homeostasis
Cellular component (GO): extracellular region
Molecular function (GO): hormone activity
Source: RefSeq, a predicted model, not a curated record
AUAAAUAAAUUUUUUUGAAAAAUCCUCAGCUAAUCCUCACCUAAGCUCUCAGCAUAUCCAGCUCCGCAUCUUCACUCAAGCCGGGGAGAGGGAAAGAGGAAAGGGGGGGAGGAAAGGAAAAAAAAAAACCAACAACUUAGCGGAAACUUCUCAGAGAAUGCUCCAAAAGCCAGCAGUGUUUCUGGUGCUGGUGAUCAGUGUGUCUGCAACCCACGAGGCGGAGCAGAAUGACUCUGUGAGACCCAGGAAGCCCCGAGCGGCAGCUCAGAACUCAGCUGAAGUGGUUCGCUGCCUCAACAGCGCUCUGCAGGUUGGCUGCGGAGCUUUUGCAUGCCUGGAAAACUCCACGUGUGACACAGACGGGAUGUAUGACAUCUGUAAAUCCUUCUUGUACAGCGCUGCUAAAUUUGACACUCAGGGAAAAGCAUUUGUCAAAGAGAGUUUAAAGUGCAUCGCCAACGGGGUCACUUCCAGGGUCUUCCUCGCCAUUCGGAGGUGCUCCUCCUUCCAGAGGAUGAUUGCGGAAGUGCAGGAAGAAUGCUACAGCAAGCUGAACGUGUGCAGCAUCGCCAAGCGGAACCCCGAAGCCAUCGCGGAAGUUGUACAGCUGCCCAACCACUUCUCCAACAGAUACUAUAACAGACUUGUCCGCAGCCUUCUGGAAUGUGAUGCUGACACAGUUGUCACAAUCAGAGACAGCCUGAUGGAGAAAAUUGGACCCAACAUGGCCAACCUCUUCCACAUCCUGCAGACGGACCAAUGUGCCCAUGCACACCCGAGAGCUGACUUCAACAGGAGGCGCACCAACGAGCCACAGAAGCUGAAAGUCCUCCUCAGGAACCUCCGAGGUGAGGGGGACGCUCCCUCCCACAUCAAACGCACCUCCCAUGAGAGUUCAUAACCAGGGAGAGGUAUUCCCAGCCUCCCCAAACUAAUAACAUUUUAGGAGUGUUGACACACCAACUUUGAGUGUACUGUGCCUGGUUUGAUCUUUUUUUUUUUCUUAAGUAGUUCCUAUUUUCUAUCCCCCUUAAAGAAACUGCAUGAAACUAAGCUUCUGUAAUCAGUACCCCAACAUUCUGCAGUGGCAGCAUUCCCACAAACAGAAUCCACGUGAUCAUUCUGCCUCUCUUCCCGAGAACGUACCCUCUUUCAUCCCAUUCCUCUAUGAAGUCUUUUCCUGGCUCUCCACCAACUACCCUCACACACAAAACAUUCAUGUAACUGCCCCAGUCAUUGUAAUUUGAUGAUGUGGAGCCCUUUAGAAUGGUUGCCCAGUAGAGUUAGCUGAUAUGAAACAACUUUAUUUAAAUGCAUGUCUUAAAUACUCAUAAAGAUGUUAAAUGGAAUUUCGUGUUAUGAAUCUGUGCUGGCCAUGGACGAAUAUGAAUGUCAUGUUUGAAUUCUUGAUCUCUAAUGAGCUAGUAGUGUCUUAUGGUCUCAGUCCUCCAAUGUCUAAUUUCCUUUCUGACAUACUUACCAAAUUGCUCAAACCUGGUCCCUCCUGCCAGACGUUGAGCCAGCAUCUUCUUGCAUCUAAUGAAAAACGAAAACAAAAGCUAACAUCUUCGUGUACUGUAACUGCUCAGAGCUUUAAAAGUAUCUUUAACAAUUGUCUUAAAACCAGAGAAUCUUAAGGUCUAACUGUGGAAUAUAAAUAGCUGAAAACUAAUGUACUGUACAUAAAUUCCAGAGGACUCUGCUUAACCAAGCAGUAUAUAAUAACUUUAUUGCAUAUAGAUUUAGUUUUGUAACUUAGCUUUAUUUUUCUUUUCCUGGGAAUGGAAUAGCUAUCUCACUUCCAGAUAUCCACAGAAAUGCUCCUUGUGGCCUUUUUUUUAUAACUAAGGGGUUAGAAGUAGUUUUAACUCAACAUCAGAAUUUUAAGACGGGCCUAUAAAAGAUAGAAAAACCCAGCAGGUUUAUCUGAAGGACCCCAGGUAAGAUGUUAAUCUCCCAGCCCACCUUAGCCCAGAGGCUACACUUGACUUAGAUGUAUGCUGAAGCAGUUCUGUCACAUCCAACUGUGAGUUACAGGAACUAAAAAGAUCAUCCCUUUGGGCUUCGGCCACUGAGUGUGACAAGGCCCACUGUACUGUGGAAGUGACAGUUCUUAACUUAGCACCUUCCAUCAGUGCCAGGCACUCUGAUAAAUGAUGAUGGGGUGGGAGAUUUUUUUUUUCCACUAACCCAAUCAGGAAUGAGUCAAUCAGCCUUUGGGUCUUGAGUCCAGGGGGACUUGGGGCCGAGGGAGGAUAAAUAACCCUGGGCUGUCCAGCCUUAAUAGACUCCUCUUACAUUUUUGUCCUGUAGCACGCUGCCUGCCAAAGUAGUCCUGGCAGCUGGAUCAUCUCUGUAGGAUCUUAAAAAAAAAAAAAAAUAGAAAAAAAGCAAAAAAAAGAAAUAUAUAUAUAGAAUGAAGGAGCGCAUAAGAGCUGGUGGUUUGAUCAUUUCUACCACGAUGUUUACAAGAUGGUGACCACCAAAGCCAAACGAUUAACCUGUCUAUGAACAACAGUAGUUUCUCAGGGUCAUUGUCCUUGAACCCAAUAGCCCCUUACGAGUGUCACUGCCCACCCAAAGGUCAAUGCUAAGAGAGGAAGGAGGAGGAAGGGUAGUUCUGCAGGGGCCCGCUCCAGACUUGCUUGGGUGGAAACUAUUGGUGCUUGACUCCCACUAGGCUAAACCCUAGAGUUGACCAAAUCGAGCGAAAGGGUCCCUGGGUGGGAGGAGGGAGAGCACCUCUCCAGGAAAAUGAAAAGCAAUACAACUUUACCAUAAAGCCUUUAAAACCACUAACGCGCUGCUCCAGGACCGAGACCAACUGCGGCAGCCCCGGCAGCAGCAGCCCGGGCACACGCGUUGCCGCCUUCGCCCCCACACAGCCUCUCCGCGUGCUGACAUCGGAUUGUUAAGGGCAUUUUUAUACUUAGAACUGUCCCAUCCCCAGGUCCCAAACAAAUGGACACUGCCUUAGCCUCUUGGAAAUCAGGUAGAGUGUAUUCUAAGCUAGACUCGCCCCUCUUUCCCCCCAACUUCCCGCCCACCCCAGGCAAGGCUGACUUCCUGAAUCAGAAAAGCUAAUCAAGUAUGUGUGUUUUGUCCAUCUUUGCAAACCCACGAAGCCGGAACCCAAAGUGACAAAGUAGUUUGUGAGGAUUCCUAGCAAAAUGCUUAUUUAAGUCCAGUAGAUUCUCUCUCUCCCUCUCUCUCUUUUCUCUACUUUCUUUUUCUUUUUGCUAUGACCUCUUUAAACCGUGGUACCCCCUUCCUGCCCCCACAGUGAUAUUUAUGUAUGUAUCUAUAAUACACAUAUCAACACACACAGAAAGAUGCGUUGUGAGCACAGCGUCGCUGGUCUUUUGGUUCUCUCCCCCCUCUCGCUCCCUGGGACUCUUCCUUAAACGUCCAAAGCUUUGCCUUCAGUUUGCCGCCGAGUGGCCCUGGGCUACCUAGACCACUUUGCAUGAUUUCCUCUGUCGUGAUUUGGUUGCACUUUAGACAUUUUUGUGCCAUUAUAUUUGCAUUAUGUAUUUAUAAUUUAAAUGAUAUUUAGGUUUUUGGCUGAGUACUGGAAUAAACAGUGAGCAUAUCUGGUAUAUGUCAUUAUUUAUUGUUAAAUUACAUUUUUAAGCUCCAUGUGCAUAUAAAGGUUAUGAAACAUAUCAUGGUAAUGACAGAUGCAAGUUAUUUUAUUUGCUUAUUUUUAUAAUUAAAGAUGCCAUAGCAUAA